Molecule: messenger RNA, 1149 nt
Organism: Zingiber officinale
Lineage: Eukaryota; Viridiplantae; Streptophyta; Magnoliopsida; Zingiberales; Zingiberaceae
Product: multiple myeloma tumor-associated protein 2 homolog
Exons: 4
Coding region: 108-818 (236 amino acids)
Source: RefSeq, a predicted model, not a curated record
ACGGAUACCCAAUCCCCGUAUUGUUAUCGCACUUUCGUCGCAACUUCGUCCCCUUUCGCAGCCGCUGAAAUCACAUUUGGGAUCGGAUCUAAGCGGAGGAGGAAGCGAUGUAUCAUCCUUCUAGAGGAGGUGUUCGAGGCGGUCGAGAUCAAUUCAAUUGGGAUGAUGUGAAGGUUGAUAAGCAUCGAGAGAAUUAUCUUGGUCACAGCGUUAAAGCUCCUGUUGGCCGAUGGCAGAAAGGGAAAGAUCUAUCCUGGUAUGCUCGGGACAAGAAAUCUGCCAGCUCAGAGAUGGAUUCCGUUAAAGAAGAAAUCAGAAGGAUCAAAGAAGAGGAAGAGCAGGCUAUGCGAGAAGCGCUUGGCUUGGCUCCUAAGCGAGCUGGUCGGCCUCAAGGCAAUCGGUUGGAUAAGCAUGAGUAUGCAGAGCUUGUAAAGAGAGGAUCUACUGCUGAGGAUCUGGGUGCUCAGCAUGCUGAAGCAAUUGUAAUACAAGGGCUUGGCGUGUAUAAGGCACCUCGUAAUCAACCUGAGCUGAGCACUCUUCCAGAAACAAUGAACAUGGCUCCUAGUAAGAAUGAGCAAACUCCAAUUAGCCAAAGUGAUGAAGAUCUUUCAGUUGACAAAAGCAAAAAAAGGCACCGGGAAGAAAAAAGUGAAAGGAGACACGACAGGAGUAGAGAUAAACGGAGAGGCGAAGAGAGAGGAGAUGAGGAAAGAAAACAUAGGAAGCACCAUGAGAAGAAACAAAUGCGUGAUUCGGACCACAAGAGAGAGCACCAUAACAGAAACAAGGAGAAGAGAAGGCAUGAUUCUGAUUGAUCCGUAUGGGUUCUAAUGCCCAGAGAAGGUAUGAUUCUGAUGGAUGUGGGUUGUGCCAGUGAUCAUGAAAUCUGUAUUCUCGUUUUCAUGUACUAUUGCUCUAGGAAAACUAAGCUUGUUUGAAAGAGGUUAACGCUUAACCUCAAAAUACGUGUUGAUUAUGUCGGCGUGUCAUUUGGGUUUCUCGCGUUUCUCUCACUCCGUGGACUUGCAUUUUGACUGAUACCAUCGAUCUUUGUCUUCGGCCAACACUUGAUUCCUUCAGUGUAAUUAAAGUUGGGACUUGUAAUGGUUUGAUCUUUGAAUUUCUCUGCUACGACUUUGUCAUCAA